CUCCAGACCCAAGAGACAGACCAACCAGCUGCAGUUCCUGCUUAAAGAGGUGUUUAAGAUGUUGUCGAAACAUCACUUUGCGUGGCCCUUCCUGGCUCCUGUAGAUGCCAUCAAGCUGGGCUUACCUGACUACUACAAGAUCAUCAAGAUCCCGAUGGACAUGGGCACCAUAAAGAAGCGCCUGGACAGCCACUUCUACUGGAACGCUCAGGAGUGCAUUCAGGACUUCAACACCAUGUUCACCAACUGCUACAUCUACAACAAGGUUAGCAUCACAUCUGUGUAUCCUCAUGUAUGAAGUCAACACAAAGAG
This is a messenger RNA of Notothenia coriiceps (black rockcod), 313 nucleotides long. Its product is annotated as bromodomain-containing protein 3-like. Bases 59 to 298 code for a protein of 79 amino acids. Lineage: Eukaryota; Metazoa; Chordata; Actinopteri; Perciformes; Nototheniidae. Gene Ontology annotation, cellular component: chromatin; nucleus. Gene Ontology annotation, biological process: regulation of DNA-templated transcription; chromatin remodeling. The record is from RefSeq and is a predicted model, not a curated record. The transcript has 3 exons.